AUGACAGCUCCUGUAGCAGCAUCAGCCAACACUCACAGCCCAUGGCUCAUUGCCAGGGAUCGCUUUGUCGAAGGACUUGAUCCUGCAGAGCGGGCACUAUCUAAUGAGGCUACGCCAGAAAAUCUUUACUACAAAUCCAGCAACAUCCAAAAAGCCGAUCAAGAAAAUAGCAAAACUCGAUCAGUUUUGAGGUCUCUCGGGCCUUUGACGAAAUCAAUCCAAGAUUAUGGUGCGGCGAUGGAUACUUUCAGCAAUGUUGCUCCGUUGUACCUUGCUCCAAUAUGGGGGAGUCUUCGUGUUAUACUUGUCCCAGCUUGCAGCCACGGAAAGUUUUAUGAUAGAAUAAUAGACACUCUUGCUCGUGUGGGAAACAUACUUCCACGAUUGCGCGACUAUCAAGCAAUUUUUGGCCAGGAAAAUUAUCCAGAAUUUAUCCAAAUGUUGUCAGCAACAUACCUCGACAUAAUUACUAUAUGUUCUAAGUUCAAACUUGUAUUGAAUGAGCAGAAAUCUUCUUUCAUGAAGCGUUUGGGGUCUCCCUUGUCCACAACUCUUGGAGCACAACUUGACAAUGCUGUGCAAACAUUUAGACAGCACCGUGAAGCAGUUGAGGGUCAAGCUCAAGUGUGCCAUAUGAUUGAAACGAUGAAGUCCAAAGAAAUUCAAGUGAGAGAAAGUGCGCGGAGCAAAGAAGAAGAACGAAGACAUAGACAACGAAGAAUCGUCUCCCAGAUGGCCACAGUUGAUUGCAGCAACAAACAUCGUCGACUACAAAAAAUAAGGUAUCAUGGGACCGGGAGCUGGCUAGCUAGUGUGACCGAGUUUAGGGAUUGGAAAAUCCAGAAUAAAUCUUCUGUCAUGUCAUGUUAUGGGAUUCCUGGAUCCGGCAAAUCGGUCUUGGUCUCGAGCCUUAUAGACGGCUCCAAAAUGUCCUUUCCUGCCGACACUACCAUUUCCUAUUAUUAUUACGAGACAUCAUCACCCGGUCUAGAUCAAAUCGUUGCGUUGUUAAUAAAGGCAAUAGAUGAACUAUCAGCUGUGGCUAUUUUCAUUGAUGGCCUAGACGAACUGCCUGAGUCCGAUCGGAGGCUUACGUUUUCAUUGUUGAGAAAGAUCCUUGAUGAGGUCAUAUCACCAGUCAAAUUAUUUGUUUCUAGUCGCGAGGAUGUCGCUUAUCUUUUUCAAACUUCAUCCGAUCUCACCACGUUCAAAUUGCACCUUCAAACGGAAUCUAUCUCUCCAGAUAUUGAGGCAUAUAUCAUACAUGCCAUCAAUGAGUUGUUCACGUCUGGCGACUUGGUGCUGGGUAAUUUGGCUCUUAAAGAGGAUAUCUUCAAUGCUCUCAGAGAUGGUGCAAAAGGAAUGUUUCUUUGGGUCCAAUUCCAGCUCGAGGAACUCUGUCGUAUGGAAACGGAUGCAACAAUUGUAAAAGCUCUACAGAAUCUUCCUCGCAACCUUGAAGAGACUUAUGAUCGACUUCUUGGACGAAUCAUCGAGAUCGAAAGGCGUGAAUUCGUGAAAAGGAUGUUUGACUGGAUUGUUUGCUCAUGUAGACCAUUGCACAUGGAUGAGCUCCGGGAAGCCAUAGCUUUCACUGUUGGCGAUAAAUCAUGGGAUGCUACGAAAAUACCCAAUGACCUUCGACGAUUAAUUAGAGCUUGCGGAAAUCUUAUUGUGAUUGAUGAAGUCACACUAGAGGUGUAUCUUGCGCACUAUACAGUUGAACAGUAUAUCCCCCAUUCGCAAAAUUCCGAGUUGGCAUACUUUCACACCACAAGAGAAGCGUCAAACAGAGCACUGGGUGCAACAUGUGUGACUUAUUCAUCUUUCACUGAUCUCGAAGCACAAGUCACAGUAUACCACAAUACUACCAGUCCCAACAUGACGUUGUUACAGGACGCCGUUACCACCCAGCCUUUGAUACCGAGGGCUUCACAGUCGUCAAAUUUACCGUUCAAAACCGCCAAAGCUGCUUUGAUGGUUCAGAAAUUCAACAAGGAUCAUGGAAGUCACAUCGAUUAUUCUCGGCAUAUUCAAAUUCGAAAAAAAGGAAUGACCGACCAGCAGUUUCUCGACAAGUAUCGGUUGAUCGGGUACUUGAAAGAAAAUUGGCUUUCAUACACCAAAGAUCUCACAGUGGAUACUCUUGGAGAGAUAGGAGAAUUAUUCAGAAGAUUGCUCUUCACCAAACAACUCACCUUUUCAUUCAAGCCCUGGGAGAGGCUUUCUUUCAGGGAUCGUGACGAGAUUGCGCCUUUAUGUUGGGCCAUAGCCGAAGAGAACUUACCAUUACUGAAGGAACUCUUAGUAAAUGAUAGGAGGAUCGUUGAUUACAUCAGUGAAGCAUGUUUGUCGUUCUGGAGCACCAUAGGAUACCACAAAAAGGAGGGGGGCCGACACGGGAUCGACAUACCGGACAAAAGUCUCAUGGUAUUGGAACAUCAUUCCCUUGAAACAUAUCUUCGAAACUGCACUGUAUUUUGUGGCUCUAUGGCGGGUUGA
Molecule: messenger RNA, 2502 nt
Organism: Botrytis byssoidea
Lineage: Eukaryota; Fungi; Ascomycota; Leotiomycetes; Helotiales; Sclerotiniaceae
Exons: 7
Coding region: 1-2502 (833 amino acids)
Source: RefSeq, a predicted model, not a curated record